Molecule: messenger RNA, 726 nt
Organism: Puccinia triticina
Lineage: Eukaryota; Fungi; Basidiomycota; Pucciniomycetes; Pucciniales; Pucciniaceae
Exons: 3
Coding region: 1-726 (241 amino acids)
Source: RefSeq, a predicted model, not a curated record
AUGUCUGCGCCCGCCGAGCAACACCAUCCGAGCAGACCAUCAUCGAACGAGCACCAGGAGGGAAGAGAGAUGGACGAGGACCACCAGCCGCCGUCGCCGAGCUCGGGGCAGCCAGCACAGCUCGAGCCGGGCUACCUGAACGACCUUCCCUCGCUGACGCCCUCGAAGCCGCCGGCCCAGGCCUCGCUCCUCCCCCCCUCCCUCGUCUCCCUCUCCGAACCCGCCCCCCCUCGUAACCCCCGCAUGGCCAGGAAACGCAGCCUCUCCGCCCUCGUCGCCCUGCGCUAUCGCGGCGGGAAGGGCGACGCGGAGAUCGGCGACGAGGAGCGCGGGCUGCUGGCCCUCGACCUCGACACCUAUAUCAACUCGGGCGAGCCAGAGAUCCCGGAGACCCGGGCGCUGCCGCCGACGGCGCUGUUCCCCACCCUGUCGACCGGCAUGGCGCCCCCGGAGAAGCCGGGCCGCGGCCUCAUGGAGGCCCGCAAGACGACCAGCCCCGCCUCCCCCGCUCUCACCAUCGAGCUGCUCCCCGACGCCGCCCUCCUCCUGCCCACCCCCCGCGCCGAGUGGCCCUUCGGAGGCGGCACCGGCCCCGGCAAAACCUCCAGAGGGUUCAUCCCCGGCAGGCCGCUCAACCUCCUCUCUCCCACCACCCCCACGCCCACCUCCUCGUCCAUCUCCAGCCCCAACGGCCCCCUUGCUCUCGGCUCCGACCCCGCCUCUUGA